UAGAACAGAUUUUGUCAUGGACUUUCCACAAAUGAGCUCAUUAAUCAGUGGAAAAGAGGACAGCAGUUGGAAUAAUGCUACAGAAAACAAAGCCUGUAACUAUGCAAAAGGAAAAUGGGUUCCGGACAACCACGAACCUUUGUAUUCAGGAUUUGGCUGCAAGAAAUGGCUGUCAGGGAUGUGGGCUUGCCGCUUGACGCAACGCACUGAUUUUGCAUAUGAGAAGCUUCGGUGGCAGCCAAAAGAUUGUCAACUGGAAGAAUUUGAAGGAUCUAAAUUUUUGAGAAGGAUGCAGCACAAAACUCUGGCCUUUGUUGGAGACUCAUUGGGCCGGCAGCAGUUUCAGUCUUUGAUGUGCAUGAUCACUGGUGGUGUAGAGACACAUGAUGUGGAAAAUGUUGGGAAUGAGUAUGGAUUGGUUCUAUCUGAGGACGCUGCCCGCCCUAAUGGGUGGGCUUUCCGUUUCUUGAGCACCAAUACUACCAUUCUGUACUACUGGUCAGCAACUCUAUGUGAUGUCCAACCUGUUGAUGUGAAUAAUCCAGGCUCAGAUCAUGCAAUGCACCUUGACCGUCCACCAGCAUUCUUGCGCCAAUUUCUUCACAAGUUUGAUGCUCUGGUUCUCAACACAGGUCACCAUUGGAACCGAGGAAAGCUCAAGGCUAAUAGGUGGGUAAUGCACACUGGAGGAGUGCCAAAUACUGAUAAGAAGCUUGCAGUGAUUUGGCGUGCCAAGAAUCUCACAGUUCACAGUGUGGUUAGUUGGGUGAACUCACAGCUUCCAAAAUAUCCAGGUCUGAAGGUAUUCUAUAGGAGCAUCUCACCAAGGCAUUUUGUUGGUGGGGACUGGAACACUGGAGGCAGUUGUAACAACACUACACCAAUGUCUGUAGGAAAGGAAAUAUUGGAAGAAGAGUCUACAGAUCAUAUUGCUGCUAGUGCAGUGAAGGGAACAAGGGUCAAGCUCUUGGACAUAACAGCUCUUUCUCAGCUUAGGGAUGAGGGUCAUAUAUCGCGUUUCCGUAUUACAGCCAAGCCUGGUGUGCAAGAUUGCUUACACUGGUGUUUGCCUGGUAUUCCUGAUACAUGGAAUGAAAUACUCUUUGCACAAAUCUAG
Gastrolobium bilobum is the source of this 1117-nucleotide messenger RNA. Its product is annotated as protein trichome birefringence-like 16. NCBI's taxonomy places the organism in Eukaryota, Viridiplantae, Streptophyta, Magnoliopsida, Fabales, Fabaceae. The coding region runs from base 17 to 1117 and encodes 366 amino acids. The transcript has 3 exons. Gene Ontology annotation, biological process: xylan biosynthetic process; xyloglucan metabolic process; plant-type secondary cell wall biogenesis. Gene Ontology annotation, cellular component: Golgi apparatus. Gene Ontology annotation, molecular function: acetyltransferase activity. The record is from RefSeq and is a predicted model, not a curated record.